Molecule: messenger RNA, 492 nt
Organism: Lachancea thermotolerans CBS 6340
Lineage: Eukaryota; Fungi; Ascomycota; Saccharomycetes; Saccharomycetales; Saccharomycetaceae
Product: KLTH0A04510p
Exons: 1
Coding region: 1-492 (163 amino acids)
Biological process (GO): energy reserve metabolic process
Source: RefSeq, a predicted model, not a curated record
AUGACCAAGAAGGACAAAAAGCCAAAGAUCUCGACUAUAGUGACCAAGGAGGGCGACACGGUCAAGGUUUUCGAGGACCUUGACACGUUUGAGACGUUCAUCAAGAACGAGACGGAGGACGAGGAAUUCGAUCACGUGAACUGCCACCUGAAGUACUACCCGCCAUUCGUACUGCACGAGUCGCACGAGGACCCUGAGAAGAUCAAGGAGACGGUCAACUCACACAACCGAAAGUUCGUGCGCCACCUGCACCAGCACGUGGAGAAGCACCUGCUCAAGGACAUCCGCGAGAGGCUGCAGUUGCCCCAGCUCAAGUUUAACGACAAGUCCAAGGAGGAGACGCCAGACCACAUCGUAUGGCGCUACAACCAGCGCGCCAACUUCCACGAGCGCGACUUUGACAUCCACGUCACGGUCGAGUGCCACCACGACAGUGCCCUCGUGGACGUGGACUACCUGACCGUUCCGGUGCCAGCGGUCGCCGCGGCAUGA